This is a messenger RNA of Cucurbita maxima (winter squash), 3473 nucleotides long. RefSeq names its product kinesin-like protein KIN-8B. Lineage: Eukaryota; Viridiplantae; Streptophyta; Magnoliopsida; Cucurbitales; Cucurbitaceae. Bases 658 to 2583 code for a protein of 641 amino acids. Gene Ontology annotation, biological process: microtubule-based movement. The transcript has 16 exons. The record is from RefSeq and is a predicted model, not a curated record. Gene Ontology annotation, molecular function: microtubule motor activity; microtubule binding; ATP binding.
CAUUCAUGGAUCUUAUCAUUGAAGGAUGUAACUGGAGACAAAUGUCAAAAGAUUAUAGCCUAAAAUCUUCACCAUGAAUGCAGAGCAAAGGUUUUGGAGAACGAAAAUAUGUAAAUGGAAAGAGGCUCUUCCUUCUAAUACGCAAUGAAACAGAUUUCAAUUUCGUUUGCGGUCCAUUUCCAAAUCAAACCAACGGUCUCCAUCAAUCCAGUUCUUCUCCAGCUCCGAAUCCAUUUUAAUGGCCUUUCUUUGCAUUUCCGUUUCUCUCUCUCUCUUUCUCUUUCUCUCUCAUUACUUUACGUUGCUAGUAUCAUACGCCAUUCAACCACCGCAAACAUGGUCAAUAUUUUUUCCCUUUCUUCACCAUACCCAUCUUCUCUCUCUCCGUCUGACUCCAUUUCCUUUCCCACUUCGAUCACUGCUCUUGACGUUUCUCCAGGAUGGGAGGAGUUCCCUUGAUCUUCGAAUGUGGUCUCGAUGCCAUUUGAGGGGUGUUACGUGAGUCUGGAAGGAAAUGGGAGGAAAUGUCUAUUUCAGAAUGCGAUGCAAGAUGUUAAAUGUUUUAUACAUUGCGGUCCAGUUGUUUGGGUAGUCCUGGACCGGAUGAACUCCAUCUGAUUGUUUCUCGAGUGUUGUGGAAAUCAAUGUCUGCUAAAAAUGCCCAGCAUCAGAGCACCCGGAGCGAAGAAAUCCACUACUCUAACGGUUGCAGUGAAAUGCCGUCCUCUAAGACACAAAGAGCGUGGCCGUGAUAUUGUCCAAGUUAUUGAAAGCAAGGAGGUGCUUAUACUGGAUCCUGACCUGUCCAAGGAUUACCUCGACCGCAUUCGGAAUCGAACGAAGGAAAAGAAAUAUUGUUUCGACCAUGCAUUCGGUCCAGAUAGUACUAAUCUGGAAGUCUACACAAAAAGUAUUUCUUCCAUAAUUCCUGAAGUUGUUCAAGGUCUGAACGUGACUGUUUUUGCCUAUGGUUCAACUGGAAGCGGUAAAACGUACACAAUGGUUGGGACCAAAGAUGAUCCUGGACUCAUGGUGCUCAGUUUGCAUACUGUAUUCGAUCUUAUAAAAAUGGACAAGCGGGCCGAUGAGUUUGAAGUUACUUGCUCAUAUCUUGAAGUCUAUAAUGAAAUAAUCUACGAUUUGCUUGAAAAAUCAUCUGGUCAUUUAGAACUUAGAGAGGAUCCUGAGGAAGGAAUAACUGUUGCUGGGCUUAGGUGUAUCAAGAAACAAAUGCCCACAAUUUUGGGUUUACUUCAGGUUCAUUCUGCGGGUAAAAUUCUUGAACUUUUGAACAUGGGUAAUAGUCGGAGGAAAACCGAGAGUACAGAGGUAAACGCUACCUCUUCAAGAUCACAUGCAGUUUUGGAGAUUAGUGUGAAAAGAAAGGGAAGAAACAAAUAUCCAAAUCAGGUCUUGCAUGGGAAACUUGCACUUGUAGAUCUUGCUGGUAGUGAACGCGCUACUGAGACAAAUAAUGCUGGCCAAAAAUUGCGAGAUGGAGCUAACAUUAAUCGUUCACUUCUUGCUUUAGCAAACUGCAUAAAUGCGUUGGGAAAACAACAGAAAAAAGGUCUUGCUUAUGUUCCUUACCGUAACAGUAAACUGACACGAAUUUUGAAAGAUGGUUUAAGUGGUAAUUCUCAGACUGUGAUGAUUGCUACGAUAUCACCUGCAGAUAUUCAGUAUCAUCACACUGUGAAUACAUUGAAAUAUGCUGACCGAGCAAAGGAAAUUAAGACACACGUACAGAGAAACGUUGGAGUAGUAGACACCCAUGUAUCAGACUACCAACGGAUGAUUGAUAGUCUUCAGGUUACUGAGGUUUGUCAACUGAAAAAGAAACUUGCUGAAAAGGAGUCCGAACUCAGUAGUAAACCUGCUGAAAAGGCUGCAGAUGAUGAGCUGUCUUGGUUGAAUAUCAUAAGUCAUGAAAUAAGUGAGAACGUUCAGGAAAGAAUAAACUUACAGAAAGCUAUGUCUGAGCUUGAGGAAACCAACCUUAAUAAUCGCUCAGAACUCCAACGACUUGAUGACAUUAUUUCAAGACAUCAGGCUGUUGAAUUGGAUGGAGCAAUCGUAAAGGAUUUGAUUGCCCGACGUCUAGUAAUUUUAGAUAACAUUCGUGAAAAUGAUGAAGCAGGAAUCAAUUAUCAGAAGGAAAUUGAAGCCAAUGAAAAGCAGCGGGGUCAACUUCAAGGCAUGAUUGAUGAAGCCGUUAGUAGAAAUGGGAAUAAAACCUACUUGCGGAUACUUAGUCAGUAUAGACUGCUGGGAAUGGCUAACUCUGAGCUUCAGUUAGAGGUGGCAAUGAGAGAUCAAGUCAUUCGCCAUCAACGAGAAGGUCUGAAAAACUUGUGGAACCUGCUUAUGGGACAGGGACUUGACGAGAAACAGAUAUCGCACCUUGCAGUCAAGCAGGGUCUGAGAAUUGAAGGCUGGACAAUGACUCCUCUGGCGCUUGUUGAAAAGCAGUCGUCUAGUCUCACUUCUAGUAGACCUACAUCUGUUGGCCCAUCUUCUGGAAUAGAGUACUUGGAGGGAACCAAAACUUGUGACUUCACCAUCAGCAUAUUCAAGGGAUAGGAGUGUUGAUGGGAAGUCAAACAUGUGUUUUGGUUCCCCUGAGAAGCGAGAUCCUUACCAGUCGUUUUUGGAUAUGUCAAGUCAUGCUUCUCAUGGUAGGAGCUGCAUAUCAACAUCAUCUGCUGUUAGCGAUUUAGCGAGCGGCAGAAGGUAAGUUUGAGUCCUGUUAUAUAGGCAAUUAUCAUACUAAUAUUUCAAAACUCAUCUUAAAUAGAUAGCUUGUUUUGGAUCGUUCUUCUCAAGAGAUCAGUUUGAAUUAGUCUUCUUACCCAUUGAAAGCCUAUCUGACGAGCUUACCGCAAGUUCUUUUCUUCGGGUGGCUCCAGACUUGUGUACAAGCACAUUCAUUCUGAGAUGCACAUUAUCUUCGAACAAUGCAAUUAGUUCUCUAACAGGAUUAUUGAGGUCACAUCUUUUACUAAGAAAUUAUAGUGGAGGAGGGGAUAUAGCAACAUCUAUUACUAGAAAUUUACCAAGCAACACAAGAAAAGGAUACACAAGCCCAUUCACAUGGCUUUAACAUAGACUGUGCUAAUGAAAACAAGCACUUGGAUCUCGCAUGCUUUGCCCAUUUUCUGCUAGUGGGUAAGGGCCCUUUGGUUUUGAUCUAUUGACCCUGAUCAUAGAGGCUAGACCUCUGUUUUCUCGGACCAAGAUUUCCGAUGGCAUUACACUUAUUUUUUUAUGAAGUCACUUGUUAUUGGCUCUUUAGAUUCUUUUUCCUCUUCCAUUAGUCAAUAGGGGGAGAAUGGUUUGGGGCAACAUAGCUAACAACCAGAUGUAACACUGGUGCUAGUUUGCCUGUAUAUGUAUACCAUUUUGAUGCAAAUACUAUUUGUGGAUGGCGAGACAUUUUAUGAAUCGUAAAGUAAGUUGUUAAAUUUUAUUUU